UAGGAAAACAGAUAUCGCUCACGAAUUAUUACAAUAUUAAUAUUUCCUAUACUAAUUAUACUACUUUAUAUACUAUUCGUAUUUAAAUAAUUCAUAAAAACAUUUUCAGGCAGACCAACAUGAACAUGCUGAAGUUUUUAUGUUUAGUGAUACUUUCUGCACCAAUAUUUGCUUCAUUGCAUCCCAAGGAUUAUGGACCAAAUUUGGCUGAGGCAAUUAGACACCUACAUGCUGAAUGCUCAAUUAUAACUGGAGUAUCUGAUCUAGAGAUAGAAAAUGUAAGAAAUGGAAAUUUUGCCGAAAACAAUAUACGCAUUAAGAGAUACAAUACAUGUCUUUGGUUACAUUCUGGUGUAAUGCUUCCUAGUUAUGACGGUGUUAUAAAUCUUCAUGGUAAUAAAAAUUAUUUGUUGGAUCUAGAACCACCUAAGCUAAAAGGAAAAUUUGCCAAAAUGUUCAUGAGUUGUAUUGAUGAAGCCCGAGAAAGUGGUGAGAAGAAUUUUACUGUUUUGGCUUGGAAUGCAACUAAAUGUCUUCAUCGCACUGAUCCAGAGAAUUUCGUUUAUCCUUAACCUGUAUGGAUUAAAAUUUGGAUUAUAUAAAAUUAGUAAAAAUAUACUUUAAAAAUAUUGUAUGUUAUUCAAUAAAAGCAAGUUAAAUUGG
This is a messenger RNA of Psylliodes chrysocephalus, 663 nucleotides long. Lineage: Eukaryota; Metazoa; Arthropoda; Insecta; Coleoptera; Chrysomelidae. The record is from the annotation of a GenBank genome assembly.